Molecule: messenger RNA, 1077 nt
Organism: Linepithema humile (Argentine ant)
Lineage: Eukaryota; Metazoa; Arthropoda; Insecta; Hymenoptera; Formicidae
Gene: mRpL2
Product: mitochondrial ribosomal protein L2
Biological process (GO): mitochondrial translation
Cellular component (GO): mitochondrial large ribosomal subunit; ribosome
Molecular function (GO): structural constituent of ribosome; RNA binding
Source: RefSeq, a predicted model, not a curated record
CCUUACUCUCCAUCGAUGAAGCGAAUUCUGCUAAGAAUGUUCCUCUGUUUAUCGAAGAUGGCGCUACUGCUAAGCUCAUUGCGGAACAUCUGAUCCAAGAUGUCUACCGCAAUGUUAGCACGUUGUGUUUUUGGUCAGCAAAUAUCUAGUUUCGUUGGUUUAACAGCCUCGGCGUUGUCUCAGGUGCCAAGGAGGUACAAAUGGAAAUUAGUGAAGCUACCGGAAAUUGGCCGGGGCAAAGCUUUUCGACGAAUUGUCCAUUAUAAAGAUGAGUAUACGGUGGAGCCUUUGGAAGUGACGAAUUUGGCAGGCAGGGAUCCUGUGACAGGUAGAAUCGUAGUUAAAGGCAUUGGGGGUGGAAUAAAGCACAAGUAUCACUGGAUCAAGUGGAUCAGGGAUGGACCGGAAGACCUUAACGUGCCACCGAAGGAAGAAAAGGUUCUGGAUGUAUUCAAAGACGGCUGUAGAACGUCUUUCGUCGCGCUAGUCGGUUCCGAUAGCGAACUCAAGUACAUUUUGGCUACGGAGAACAUGAAACCGGGCGACAUAAUACGCACUCAUCGAGGAAUACCACGUAUCUCUGUUAGAGCCUCAGAGGGAGACGCCUAUCCUCUCGGCGCUUUACCCAAUGGAACUGCGGUUCACUGCGUGGAGAAAUACCCAGGCUUGGGCGGUUUCUUAAUUCACUCCGCUGGCACUGUCGGAUGUAUAAUAAAGCGGGACGGGGAUCGCGUGAUAGUACAGAUGCCCAGCAAGAAGCUCUUUAGUUUGCAUGAAACGUGUAUGGCAACGGUCGGUCGAUUGUCGAACGUCGAACAUGAUUCCACACCGAUUGGUAGCGCGCAGAAGAAUCGGGAAUUAGGAAAUCGACCGAGGAGUGGUCUGUGGCAACGGAAGACUGGUAGAUUCGGUCGCAAGAUCAAGCCGCCGCCUCGCGUACAACUUAAGGGUGUUAACGCACCGCCCGCUCCCGUAAAAAUCGUUUUAAAUAGUGUACAUAAUUAUUAAAUUACGUUAGAUCAUAGUUUUGAAUUAAAAUAAAGGAAGACAUAAUAAAGAAAGAUUAUUCGGAACAUU